Messenger RNA from Macrosiphum euphorbiae (potato aphid), 714 nucleotides. NCBI's taxonomy places the organism in Eukaryota, Metazoa, Arthropoda, Insecta, Hemiptera, Aphididae. The record is from the annotation of a GenBank genome assembly.
AUGAUAGCUUGCGCUGAAUUACUUAAGGAGACUAAAUUUGAUUUUCACGGGCUUCCACGUUGUUUUGUUAGAAUCGACGUCGAGCAUUUUAUCAAAAUAGCCAGAAAAUGGACACCGUUAAAAUCAAUUACUCGAUUGGCUAGAGAAAUGGUACUUCGUGCGAUUGGGUUGUUAAUCAAAUGCAAAACAUUGAAUGAAAUACGUGUAUUGUUAUUAUUUUUAUUUAUAUUGCUUACUAAUGAAACGAAUGGAACAAUCCCCGAGAAUGAUGAAGAAACUCCCUGUGAACAACACAAACGUAUAUUAACUGAAGCAACAUCAACUGGUUUCGUUGAUUUGCAACAACAGUUUAAUGAAAUAUUAUCCUUAGCUGAAACUGAAGAGGAUGCUCGCACUCUGAUAGAAAAUGAGUAUGAACGCCAAAAUGAAGCUUUGGAUUCAAAUGAGAAUCCAUUUCAAACAUGGGCUGAUGGUAUAUUGUUAGAAAGUAAAAUAUUUAUAAAAAAAAAAGGAAAUGGAAUAAAUCCAUUCUAUUGCCCUGAAUUACCAUCGAUUCUUAUUAAAACAAUGAAAUAUAUGCCUUUAUGGUCCGGUGUAAUGAUUCCAAUCUUCGGUUACGGAGAAGAUAUUUCAAGUUCUGCUGCUGUAGAAUCAAGUUUUAAGAAACUUAAGAAUAAUCACAAUGAAACACAUACAUUUACCAACAAAUAUUGA